UGACAAUAACAUCAAUCCAGUCAGCCAAAAUGGCGACAUCGCAGUUUGGCUUUGUUUGUUGUAUAUCCUUAUUAUUUUUUACUUGUUGUUCGGCUAACAGUAUAUUUAGCAGAGUUCUUGACGAUAUUUCAUCAUGUACAAAGUCUUGUGCGAAUACAUACAGCCCUCAUACGUUUGAAAGGAGUUAUUUAAUGGAUCCAUGUAAAAGAGGAUGUCGUUUCUAUUCCAUCAUGGAAUUUGUGUAUUGUAACCACCACAGUCAGAAUCUCACAAAGCAAGGAUGUGUGGCAUCAUGUGAAGAGGCAUAUAAUAAAAGUGAGGAGUUGGAUGCUUGUUCAUUUGGUUGCAAGAGCCAGGUGCCCCAUGUUCUAGAAAGUCAGGGUCAGGAUGACUUGAUGGAUGUGAUGUACCCCCUAAUGUAUGUACACAGUAUUUACUCUAACAUGUUAGACAAGAUGUACUCUGGUAUGUCAGCCAGCUGGUCAUUUUAUGCCAAUAAACAGAGAGUCAUUAUUGUUAAGUCACAGCCACAGUUCUUUGCUCAGAUUGACAACACAGACACAGAUGAUGAGUACAACACAGCUAAUUACUUUGAGACUAAUCUGGAUUCUGUAGAUGGUUCAGCUACUCCAGUCUUGAAGAACUCGCAGAUUCUGGGCUUUGGAGACUCUGUAGAAUUAUCCCAGUCUCAGGAGGAGAAGAAGUCCACUGAUUGGCUGUCAUGUGUGUCGAAGAGGACCGGGAUGCCGCGGCUAAUUCUCAGUCUCAUUCUGUUGUCCUGCGCAGUGAUGAUGAUCUGGCUCUGUCUGACAGCAGCAGUUACUUCCCCUGAACACAGAGUUAAGCAAAACUACAAGAAGCUAAGCAUAAAUGGUGAUCUAGAGUAUCUGAGAGAACAAGAAGCAAUGGGGGUGAGGCUGCUGUUUCCACAGGAAAAACUGGAGACUGAUCAGCUUCCUAUCAAAAUCAAAGUCCAGAGACUGUAGAUAAGGCACAGUGAAUUCACAUCAAAGGUUUAGGCACCAAGUGUCCAUAUUCAGACAUUGUGUUUAAUUUAAUAUGCUCUCAGCUUGAUUAAACUUUCAGACCACAUAUGAAACUGUGAUAUUCAUAAAUUGAAAAUCUAUGAAAUCCAGAAAAAAAACUUUUAAUGAAAUUCAUGCUGGUGAAAUUUUUAUUUUACAAAAUGUAAAUGAUUAACAAGUAAUGAACAGCGUGCUAGAACAUAUUGCUUUCUUUUUGUUGUAAUUGUGUAUCGGAGUUUGUUACUUCUCUCACACUACCAUUGUGUAAUUGUGAUUUUGUUUACACAGGAUAAUUAUUUACAGAAAGAAAGUAGAUCUUCUGUGUUUUCUGUACUUCUCCACUGAGGGUAAAUGUGUACAAAAGUAUAAACUCAUAUACUACAGGCGAAUCCGUGAUUUUAAGUAAGGGCAUCUAUGUGUAGUAUGACUGCUGUGUUAAUUUGUAAUUAAUGAAAAAGUUUAGUUCAAUUUUUUUUUAAUCUUCCAUUGUACAUUCCCUGAUUAUUUUUUCCUUUCAAUACAUUUGAUAAUUGUAGAUGAUUAAGUUUAAGAAGAAGUUUUUCAGGUCAUUUUCUGUGGUCAUAUGUUACUUUUCGAUUUUGGGAAAUAGUUCUUAAGUGAUAAAAACACUAGAAGUGUUUAAUUUGUAUCAUAGAUAAAAAUUGAUUUUGACACAAAAAUGACCUUUAAAGCCAAAAUUUAUUUUGUAUACACUAAGAAAAAAUACAUCUUAUUGGAGGAAGCUUGUGUAUUUCAUCAUAGUUCAUUGAUAGGCAGUUGUAUACUGUAGUUCCAUAUAUCAGCAUAUACAUUGAUGUAAAUAUUGGCGACAAUAUCUGGCCCAGUAUUAAAGUGGAAAUCAGCUUUCUAUAUAUACUGAAUUGCAUUUCUUUUCUGUCAAUAAAUCCCCAUCCCAAUUUUGAUUUUGCAUUGCCUGUAAUGAACUCGUAUAAAGCAUUUUUGCUAAAUGUAUACAAAUUUUAUGCACUUGUAUGUGUAUGAGAUAAUUAAUACCGGGUCAGAUAUAUUGAAUUAUCAACAAUACAUGGUGUUUAUGGAGAAACACUCACAAGUUCUACCAUGUGUGGGAAAAAACGGGCUAAUUCAAAAUAUAUGUGUAAUGCUGGGAGAUCGACACUUGUAAAUUAUGUACAGCUUUGUAAUAAAAUAAUUGUGUGCUUCAUUAGCUUGCUGGCAAACUUCCCUAUAGCAGUUUUACAUCCAUGGGUGAAACAGAGUGUAAUCUAGUAAAUAAAGAAAGGAGACUUUAAUUUUCAUUUUACGUGUAUCUCUAAGUUGUCAAAGGCAGUUUAAAUACUGUAUUUAUAAAUAUUUUCAUGGGGUUAAAAAUUUUUUUUGGUUUUAUAUCCAAGAGUCCAAGAGUUAUUUCUUGGGAAUUAAAUUUAAGGUUUUCAGACUGCUAAUUAGUAAACAUAAAUACUGUUUUGUAAAAUUCCUUGAUAAAAUUUCUUCAUGUAUUUGAUUUCAUUGAAAAAUUGUAUCCACAAAAUAAUUGAAAUAGAAUCCCUUACCAAUAUUCUUUUACAGUGUUGUACAAAGAAUGAAAUGUAAUCCUCAAUUCUUAAUCCUGAUGUUUAUGUAUUAGCAAAGGAGAAAAAUGCAAGACCAGACCAGGAUUCGAAUCCAGGCCCCAAAACAAUUAGUCAGAUGCUCUACCAACUGAGCUACCUGGCCACCGGCAAUGAAACCUGCCUGACCGCCCCAUCUAGUUUUCACAUGAUCUCUUGUUGGGUGGGAAGUUUGCUAUUUUAUUUAAUUUUAUCUUGUUAUCUUUGAUUUCUGAAUGAUCAGAUGCUUUCAGUGAUAAUGCAUGCCUUGUAUGAAGAUUGUGAUGACUGGUAAAUCAUUGAAGUACAUCAGACAUUGACUCUACAACUUACUGUUUCUGUGGACAUCUCUAUUUGUCAGUCUGGGAAAAGGUGCAUUGUUGUUUUUGAUAACUGUGAUUUUGUUCUCAUUAAUUUUAGAAUGUAAAUUAACUAUCACUAGUGAUCUGGUGUUUUAAAUUUUCAAUAGCUUCAAAUAAAAGUACAUGUAUGUUUAAAUAUGCUGUUUAUGUAAUAAAUACAGUACAUCAUAUAAGAGGUCUGUGCAUGAUACCUUAUAGUACUGGUAUAUUACAAACAAAAAUUUUUCUCCUCCUUGUGUGAUACAGAUGUAAUUUGAUUUUGAUGUACCGUCAAGGAUUAAAUCAUUAUUAUAUCAUUUUGUUGUCAGUAGCUGGUAGAGGUUCAGCUCUGAUUUCAGAAUUGGUUAUUUUUUUAAUUUCCAGACAAAAUAUUUUAUGCCCCAUUUUGAAAAUUGUGAAAUCUUAAACUUCAGUGAAAAAAAGACUGUCUUCAGUAAAAGUACAGGCAAUAAUUUAAUAGAUACAUUUAAUAAAGUCAGAAGUUAUUUACACAUUUAAAUAUGCAUUAUUUAUUUAAAAUGAAUAUUAGGACAUUAUUUUAGUAUUUUUUCUGUGUAUGAUUGUAUAUUUUGGGUCAACAAUAAAAACAUGAUACAGCA
Messenger RNA from Saccostrea echinata, 3554 nucleotides. Its product is annotated as transmembrane protein 59-like. The transcript is spliced from 6 exons. Bases 30 to 986 code for a protein of 318 amino acids. The record is from RefSeq and is a predicted model, not a curated record. Lineage: Eukaryota; Metazoa; Mollusca; Bivalvia; Ostreida; Ostreidae.